AAGAAAGAAAAAACAUAUUAUUACGGACCAAACUACGUCUUUGUUGGGGGAUGGGGUAGUAGUGAAAGCUAGGCGUGGCCGUGGGGAGAGCUGGAGAAGAGACGAGGCCUUGGCCGGGGUGCUGUUGCAAAGCCAAGCCAUGGGAGACGAUGCUUAUACCAGAUACGCCGCUUCGGCAGAUAGAGCAGGAAGUGUAGCCAGGUCCGGCCUUUCAACAUAUUCUGAAGCACCUCCUUUGGCAUCCUACCCUAAUUCGACCUCUAUUGAUCAGUGGCACACCCCUCCUCCGGAUUAUAUGCCUAGAGAUACAAAUUCGUUAGGACCUGGAGCUUAUGGAUAUACUGACUUAGGAGGCAAUAGUAAAUAUCCGGAACCAGUUAUUGGCGGUGUGACAUCUGGAGUGAGUGCAACAGGCUAUGCAUCUCCUUUCGCAGAUUCAUUAGCAAGUCAAAGACAAGAUAUUGCAGUGGGCAGUAGUCCAGGAGUGAUGGGUAGGGCUGACAUAGGUCAUGAAAGGGCCAAUUCUCUAAGUAUCAUCAGAACUGCUGAAUGUGAUCCGACUUCAUUGCGGGAGUCAAACAUUCUUUUCGUUGAUGGACUACCUACAGAUUGUACUAGGAGAGAAGUAGGUCAUCUCUUCCGUCCCUUUAUGGGCUAUAAAGAUAUCAGAGUUGUUCACAAGGAGCCCAGACGAAGUGGAGAUAAGGCUACGGUAUUAUGCUUUGUUGAGUUUGUUGAAGCAAAAUUUUCCCAGGCUGCAAUGGAAGCUCUUCAAGGUUACAAGUUCGAUGACAAGAAACCUGAUUCCCCUGCUUUGAAGAUUCAAUUUGCACACUUUCCUUUCCGUUUACCGUCUAACCACGAUGAUAGGCAAUAGACCUCCAUAUCCAACACCUUUGGGAACACGUGGUCUGAAGGAACUGGCAGGUUUUUGUUUGGCACUUUCCUCAUACAACUUGUAAGUAAGGUAACACAGCGAAUCUAUACACGGUUUCCUGUCGCUAGGUGCAGUGUGGACCCUAUGGAAUUCUUGUUCAUUCCCAAACAGAAUCGAGAUUUAGAUGGUUGUUCAAGGGAAGCGUAUGUCAAAGUGGUUGCUAUCUCUAUCACCAUGUCUGAUCCUACAAUUUUCAAUUUUUCAUGUGGGCUGGGAUGAGCCCAAAGAAGAAUCAAAUGGGCUUUUUUCCUGUUUGGUAUUAAUAUUGAUCAGUAUUGUUUUUGGGUCUC
Molecule: messenger RNA, 1227 nt
Organism: Cucumis melo (muskmelon)
Lineage: Eukaryota; Viridiplantae; Streptophyta; Magnoliopsida; Cucurbitales; Cucurbitaceae
Product: RNA-binding protein 2-like
Exons: 6
Coding region: 140-877 (245 amino acids)
Molecular function (GO): mRNA binding
Source: RefSeq, a predicted model, not a curated record